This is a messenger RNA of Periconia digitata, 1865 nucleotides long. The record is from the annotation of a GenBank genome assembly. Lineage: Eukaryota; Fungi; Ascomycota; Dothideomycetes; Pleosporales; Periconiaceae.
CGCUAGAUACCUUAUCUCCCUCUGUGCGUAAUCCCCUCUCCUAACUCGGUGGCUGGAACUCGCUCCUCUAUAUAAGACCGUUAUGUUUCCCCGGAUCCGAUCCUGCAGCCAGCCAGCCAGGGUGUGUGGACGUUGACAUCCAUCUCUCUUUGCCAUCUUUUUUUCUCCGCCAUCUCAAUUCUUCGUGCAAGGCUGCUCCAUCAUCAUCAAUCAGCAUGGAUCCCUACGAGGUGGAGAAGGGUGGCUAUCCAGCUACCCAAGGCUACAGCAAUGACGAACGCUCUGUCCAACAGGGUCACUCCACAGUCGCCGGAGCGACGGGGCGCGGUGGGGAAACCCAUCGAGGCCUCAAGAGUCGUCACAUCCAAUUUUUAGCUCUUGGAGGUGCUAUUGGAACAGGUCUCUUCGUUGGUUCUGGUGGGAUUCUCGCCUUGACCGGCCCUGCUCCGCUUUUCAUGGCCUACCUUUCCAUGAUGCUUGUCGUCUACAAUGUCAUGAACAAUUUGGCUGAAAUCGUCACCUACCUGCCAAUGAAGGGUAUUACCAUGCCUUACUUUGUCAAGCGCUUUGUGGACCCUUCUUUGGCUUUCGCUACCGGCUGGAAUUAUUGGUAUGCGUACGCCAUCCUCGUCGCUGCCGAAGCUACUGCAGGAGCCAUUCUUCUCGACUAUUGGGCCACCCCAGUCCCUGCGGCAGCGUGGAUUACCAUCUUUCUCGUCGUUAUUCUUUUCCUCAACGUGGUAGCUGUCGAACUUUUUGGUGAGGCUGAAUUUUGGUUCGCUUCCAUCAAGUUUUUGACCAUCAUGGGCUUGAUCAUUCUUGGUUUCGUCAUCAUGCUGGGUGGCAGCCCAAACGACCAAGGUCGACUUGGAUUCCGCUACUGGAACAAUCCGGGCGCAUUCAAUGAGUACUUGGUAGAAGGCAGUACGGGCCAUUUCCUGGCCUACUGGACCGCCUUCGUCCGCGCUGGUUUCGCUUUCAUCACAUCCCCAGAGUUGAUUGCUUUGGCUGCUGGUGAGACGGUCGCUCCUCGCCGGAACAUUCCCAAGGCUGCUUCACGAUUCGUCUAUCGUUUGGCCAUCUUCUACGGCUUUGGCUCCUUCAUCAUCGGCGUCAUCGUUCCCUCCGAUGAUGACCGUCUUCUCAGCCCCACCUCCAAUGCCACUGCAUCGCCAUUCGUUAUCGGAAUCUCGCGCGCGGGUAUCAAAGGUCUGAACCACGUUAUCAACGCAGCCAUCCUGACUUCUGCUUGGUCUGCCGGAAACGCUUUCCUGUUCUCCGGUUCGCGUAUCCUUUACGGUAUGGCCUUGUCUGGUGAUGCUCCCAAGAUCUUCGGCAAAACUAGCAAGAAAGGUGUACCUUACAUGGCUGUUCUGGCCACCUGGGCCAUUGGACUCCUCGCGUACCUUAAUGUGUCCAGCACUGGCGCUCAAGUCUUCACCUGGUUCAGCAAUAUUUCUACAAUCUCUGGCUUCAUUGCUUGGAUUGUCUGCAUGAUCACUUAUAUCCGCUUCCGAAAAGCAAUGGUGUACAACAGACUGUUGGAUACCUUACCCUUUCGAACUCCAUUCCAGCCGUAUCUUGUUUGGUUCAUUCUUGGAGUUGUCAGUCUCUUGACAAUCACGAACGGUUUCCACGUCUUCUUCGACUGGUCGGUUGCCGACUUCCUGGCUGCUUACAUCACAAUCCCGAUAUUCCUUAUCCUCUAUAUUGGACACAAGAUUGUUUUCAAAACUGCAUUUGUCAUCAAAGUUAGCGAGAUUGACGUGAUAUCUGGGAAGAAGGAGAUGGAUGAGGAAUGUGCAAAUGAUGUGGAACCUGUUCCCAAGAACUUUUUGCAAAAAGCAUGGUACUGGAUUGCUUGA